AGUAUGAGUGGACAUCAAAGAGCAAGAUCUACAUCUAGAGAAAGAAGAGAUGAUCAAGAGUCUAACCAUCCAGUAGGGGCUGUGGUUGCCCAGGAUCUGCCCGGUGAUGACCAACCUCAACAAGAGGAACCACCAACUGAAAAUCGAGAUUAUGCACGUGGUCGAGAGAGAGAUGAGGGACCACUGGAGUUCCAAGUGCUAGGACUGGCAGCCUAUAUCCGGGAACUGAUUCGGUCGAAGACCGGGGGUGAACGUGGGGAUGGACCUGAUGUCGUGGGAGAAUUUCUGCCAAAUCUGGAGCCUGUGAAAAUACCAGAAGCAGGUGAAGGGCAACCAUCGUUUUAAAUGAAGACAAGCUGAAACCAUACAUGCAGUCUUCAUGUUGGAAACUUGAUGAUUCAAAUUCUCUCAGUAAAGUUUCCAAAUUGUCUGCAAAGAAGUCUUGUGCAUCUUAUUUUAAAAUAGGAAUAAUUAGGUAUUUCAUACCAUUGAAAAUUGUAUCUUUUUUGAAAUUUUAUAUUCUGUUUGAGUUGGUAGAGAUAUACUUUUAUGAUUUUCUCUCCAGAAACCUUGCUACAUAUGCUUAUUAAUUCCAAAAGUUUGUCUGUAGGUACUUUUUGAUUGUCAACAUAUACAAUCAUGCCAUUUGUGAGUAAUAA
Molecule: messenger RNA, 659 nt
Organism: Sapajus apella (tufted capuchin)
Lineage: Eukaryota; Metazoa; Chordata; Mammalia; Primates; Cebidae
Gene: PAGE3
Product: PAGE family member 3
Exons: 4
Coding region: 4-345 (113 amino acids)
Source: RefSeq, a predicted model, not a curated record